AUGGCAUUGCUGUGUGGCCUUGGGAGCGGCGGCAUGGAGGCUCUCACCACUCAGCUGGGGCCGGGGCGCGAGGGCAGCUCCUCUCCCAACUCCAAGCAAGAAUUGCAGCCCUAUUCGGGAUCCAGCGCUCUUAAACCCAACCAGGUGGGCGAGACGUCGCUGUACGGGGUGCCUAUCGUGUCGCUGGUCAUUGAUGGGCAGGAGCGCCUGUGCCUAGCCCAGAUCUCCAACACCCUGCUCAAAAACUAUAGCUACAAUGAGAUCCACAAUCGCCGCGUGGCCCUGGGCAUCACGUGCGUGCAGUGCACGCCGGUGCAGCUGGAGAUCCUGCGUCGGGCCGGGGCAAUGCCCAUCUCCUCUCGCCGUUGCGGCAUGAUCACGAAACGAGAGGCUGAACGCCUGUGCAAAUCAUUCCUGGGUGAGCACAAACCACCCAAACUCCCCGAGAACUUCGCCUUUGACGUAGUGCACGAGUGCGCGUGGGGUUCUCGGGGCAGCUUCAUUCCUGCCCGUUACAACAGCUCCCGUGCCAAGUGCAUCAAGUGCGGUUACUGCAGCAUGUAUUUCUCACCUAACAAGUUCAUCUUCCAUUCGCACCGCACGCCCGACGCCAAGUACACUCAGCCCGACGCCGCCAACUUCAACUCGUGGCGUCGGCACCUCAAACUCAGUGACAAGUCGGCCACCGACGAACUGAGCCACGCUUGGGAGGACGUCAAGGCUAUGUUUAAUGGCGGGACACGCAAGCGGACCUUCUCGCUGCAAGGAGGCGGCGGAGGCGGCGCUAAUGGCACGGGGACCGGAGGAGGCUAUGUGAGCCCGGACUUCCUGAGCGAGGGCAGCUCCAGCUACCAUUCUGCCUCGCCCGACGUGGACACCGCGGACGAACCUGAGGUGGACGUAGAGUCCAACCGCUUCCCCGACGAGGAGGGUGCCCCGGACGACACCGAGCCCAGCGCACCCAGCACGGGAGGUGGCCCAGACGGCGACCAGUCCGCUGGGCCCCCAUCUGUCACAUCCUCAGGAGCAGACGGUCCCACAGACUCUCCUGAUGGCGAUAGCCCUCGCCCUCGUCGUCGCCUUGGGCCGCCGCCCGCUGGCAGAUCCGCAUUCGGGGACCUGGUGGCCGAUGACGUGGUGCGGAGAACUGAGAGGAGCCCACCAAGCGGAGGCUAUGAGCUACGGGAGUCUUGCGGGCCCCUGGGAGGCCCCGCGGCGGCCAAGGUGUAUGCGCCUGAGAGGGACGAACACGUGAAGAGUGCAGCUGCGGCGGCAGCGCUGGGCCCGGCGGCCUCCUACCUCUGCACCCCAGAGGCCCACGAGCCAGAUAAGGAAGACAAUCACUCGACGACAGCCGACGACGUGGACACUAGGAAAUCCUUAUCAGACCAAAGGAGUGUCUCCCAGCCAAGCCCUGCUAAUACAGAGCGAGGUGAAGAUGGGCUCACUUUGGAUGUCACAGGAACUCAACUGGUGGAGAAAGAUAUAGAAAACCUGGCCAGAGAAGAAUUGCAGAAAUUGCUUCUGGAGCAAAUGGAGCUUCGAAAGAAGCUGGAGCGGGAAUUCCAGAGUCUCAAAGAUAAUUUUCAGGAUCAAAUGAAGAGGGAAUUGGCUUAUCGGGAAGAAAUGGUGCAACAGCUGCAAAUUGUCAGAGAUACCCUGUGUAACGAACUGGACCAGGAGAGGAAGGCGCGCUAUGCCAUCCAGCAGAAAUUAAAAGAAGCUCACGAUGCCCUCCAUCACUUCUCCUGCAAGAUGCUGACACCCCGGCACUGCACCGGCAACUGCUCCUUCAAGCCCCCACUGUUGCCAUAGCACCGACUUGGCCGCGCCCACGCGCCCUCAAGCCAUGCUGCUCCUUUCUGUAAAUACCCGCUGCCGUGGUGGCCCAGAGCGAGGAACAAGCCAUUAGGACCGGACCGUUGUAAAUACAGUCGCUUGCCCGCUGGUCCCCAUCAGGGGCCGGCUCGGUUUUCCACUGUAAAUACUGCCUCGCCCCUCCUUUGAACUCCAGGGCAUCAGACCUCAAAGGGUAAACUAGACCCACCAGUGAAAGAAACCGGAGAGGGGAGAACGCUUUCACACACACCCCACUCCGGCCUGAGUAGGUCCCCCGGGACCCGGAUUGUGAAUAAAAUGUAGCAUCUUCGCUGGCUGCAGCCGCGCGCUCCCCGUCCCAUCCACUUCUGAAACUCUUGUUCCUAACGACAACGUGGCUAUGUGCAAUGGAUAUAAACGGACUGUGAGUCUCUUGGUUCAGUAUUAGGUUCAGUUUAUUUAUGCUGUAAGUUAUUUUACUUCCCCCGGGGCCCUUUCCAGUCCUCAUUUUGCAUUCAUUCCUCUUUAGAUUUUGCUUUGUGUGUUUUUGUUUUUGUUUUUGUUUUUGUUGUUGUUGUUGUUGUGUAACGUAACAGCACUUUAAAAGGGCGACAACUGACUCACGAGAUGGCGACCAUCUUGAGCCUAUUUGGGGAGACCUGUA
This is a messenger RNA of Cricetulus griseus (Chinese hamster), 2482 nucleotides long. The record is from RefSeq and is a predicted model, not a curated record. Lineage: Eukaryota; Metazoa; Chordata; Mammalia; Rodentia; Cricetidae.